AUGAGUAUUUUGUCGAAGGCCCCAUUAAUUUCCAAGUUUGUAAAAAUCACCCUAAAUGAUAUGAUUGUUGGCCGAAAACAUGUCUUUGGUAUUCAUCUAACUCCGCCAUUUCAUCACUUCUGCACAAAUUCGGUAUCAAGCCUUAAUGAACAGGAGCCCAUAAAGGAAAACCCUCAUACAAAUAUCCGUAAAAAUUACAAAGGCAAGCUAUAUAAACAAGCCGAUUUAGCGACAAGUAUAGAAUAUUUUAAUUCUGAUGUAUUUAGAAAUACUUAUAAAGGAAAACCUGUAUGGUUUUACUACAGACGUAACUAUAAGGGACACUUCCCUUCGAGUAUAACAAGAAAAAAUUGUGUUCACUUUGGAAAAUUCGUAAGCUCAAAUCCAUGCCCCAUUUGUCGUGAUGAAUAUUUAGUAUUAAGCCAUCGACACAUUGAACUGUUAAAGCAGUUUAUCAAUCCGGAUACUUUAGAAAUCUUUCCAUUGUCUAAAACUGGUAUAUGCAGACAUCAGUAUAAGAUUUUACAACAUGAAGUUGAAAAAGCUCGUGAUUUAGGUUUAAUUCAAACAUGGUUGCCUUUCUACCUAUAUAAUUACCAUGAUUAUUAUGAUUAUUUACCAAAGGAUCAAUUAAAUGAAUUACUUAAAAUCAAUAACAGCCAACUUACACAUCAAGAUGCUGUUAUAUCGUCAAAUGAUAUUGCCUCCUUACCGUUGGAUAUACAAGAAAUAUUAAAAGCGAAUCAAUCUAUACCACAUACAGAGGAAUUCACCAUUCAAUUACCAGAGAUUAAUAUUGAUCGACCAAAGUUACGUGUAUUACAUAACAGUCUUCUUUCCAAAGAAGGAAAUUUAUAUCAACGGGCAAGAAAUUUAUGGACAUCAAUUAAUGAAGGUCAUGGACCACUGUAUUUUAUAGCUCCGCAAACACGUCUACGUGUAGUUGACAAUAGUCCAUGGAGUAGUAUUGCUCCCACAACCCAUAUAAACACUGGUAAAGAUCAACCAGUCAAGAAAGUUCCUAACAUUGAUCAAAAACUAUCAAAACCAGUUAAAGAUAUGAAUGAUGUGUCCAAUUUACUUUCAUUAGGUUCAAAAGUACUAUCAAUUAAACCGGCAAAAUGUAUUCGUGUUUAUAAUAAACGAAAUAAAGGAACUAUAGGUGAUAAAGUAUUGGUUGCUGUUAAUGGAGAAAUGAAGAAAGGUUGGAUUGUUGGUGCACGACUACCAUCUGUUAAUGGUUGGCCACGUUUUGACUCAAACAAUGUUGUGCUUAUUGAUAAUGAUGGCAAUCCACUAGGUACACGAAUACUUGUCCCAGUACCAGCGCGAUUACGAAGUUUAUCAGGGGAUAUAACGAAAAUUCUAUCGAUAGCUAGUUCAUUUGUAUGA
This is a messenger RNA of Schistosoma intercalatum, 1392 nucleotides long. The record is from the annotation of a GenBank genome assembly. Lineage: Eukaryota; Metazoa; Platyhelminthes; Trematoda; Strigeidida; Schistosomatidae.